CUUGUAUGUCUCAUAUGAUCAAGAGUUUCACUGACUGAAUGAAAUAAGCAGUUCAUUAUCCUAUAAGUUAUGAAUCCAAAAUAUCAGUUCUGUAUCCAUGCUUUUUACUAUUUUGAUAGAAACUUCUCUGUAAUAUCAUUUGAAAAUAUAGAAGAAUCAUAAAUUCCUACCAACCAUAAUCAAUUGCCUAAUUUUACUAGGUGCUAUUCUUGUCCAACACAUAUGUCAUGAUUACAUUUCAAUAUAUUUUUUGUAACUAUUGUAACCAUAGUUAUCAUAAUUAUAAUCUAAAUAUAGCUUGUGCCUAACUGUCAUAUGACAAUAACAACCAUUUUUUCGUGCUUUGAUUUUUGUGCUUGUUAGUAGUUACAACGUUUAUUUACUGCAAGAUACAAUCAGUAUGUGUAUUGAUUGGUUAUUCUGUCAUUUUUUGGAGCCAAAGUUUGUUUAUCAGUUUAGCUGAUAAACAAUGGAGAUCUAUCUAUAAAACAAAGAAAAGCUUGGAGAACAAACACUUCUCUUGAAAAAUGAAAAAAACUCCGAAAAUGGAUAGUUCUUUAAGAUUCUGUUUUGUUGCUAUAGCAUUUGGUUUUGUGUUUAUAAUGAAUGGAAAGCUUAGCUCUGGAACAACACCCCACGAGGCAGAUCCUCCCCAGGCAUCAAACUUGGCCUUCUCUCCCGAGGCUGCUCCUCCAGACACCUCUGCUAUGGACGAUGACUCUGACAUAAAUUAUGAACCUGUGCCACCAUUUGUCCCCGAGUUCCCCGUUUUUAUAUUUUACUUGGGGGAAAGGAAACACGAUGAUCCUAAUUUGGUGACUCAAUCACAUCUUGAAAUCCUGAAAUCGGUUCUUGGAAGCGAAGAAGCAGCCAAUAAGUCGUUGGUCUACAGUUAUCACCAUGGGUUUUCUGGCUUUGCAGCGAAGCUCAAACCAGCCGAGGCAGAGAAAUUGAAAAAGCAUCCUGAAGUUAUUAUUCUUCUGGAAAACCGAAAACUUGGGUUGCAAACGACACGGACAUGGGAUUACUUAGGCCAAUUUUCAACUCCAACUUCUUCUAAAGGUCUUCUACAUGAGACCAACAUGGGCAGUGGUGCUAUUAUUGGCGUUAUCGACUCUGGGAUAUGGUCAGAAUCAGGUGCCUUUGACGACGAUGGAUAUGGACCAAUACCAAAACAAUGGAAAGGACAAUGUGUAUCUGCAGACCAGUUCAGUCCUGCAGAUUGCAACAAAAAGCUUAUUGGAGCUAAAUACUACAUUGAUGGUCUUAAUGCAGAUCUCGAAACAAGUAUCAACAGUACUAUAGAAUAUCUAUCUCCAAGAGAUCGUAAUGGCCACGGGACUCAAGUAUCCUCAACGGUAGCUGGUUCCUUCGUUUCUAAUGUGACUUUGCCCGGUCUCUCCUCUGGGUCAAUCAUGAGAGGUGGCGCUCCAAAGGCGCACAUAGCUAUGUAUAAAGCAUGUUGGGAUGUGGAAGGAGGGAUGUGUUCAGUUGCUGAUGUCUGGAAAGCUUUUGAUGAAGCCAUUCACGAUGGUGUUGAUAUUUUGUCGGUUUCUAUUGGUGGCUCAGCCCUGAAAUCUCUUGAUGUUGAAAUCGACAUCGCAAUUCCAGCACUACACGCCGUGAAUAAAGGUAUUCCUGUUGUUUCUCCAGCUGGUAAUGGAGGAUCCCGCUAUUCAUCGGUUAUUAACAUUUCUCCAUGGAUAUUAACCGUGGCUGCGACUACCCUUGACCGGUCUUUCCCCACAUUGAUCACACUCGAGAACAAUAAAACCUUUCUGGGUCAGAGUCUGUACACAGGACCAGAAAUUAGCUUCACUGUUCUGAUUUGUACUGCUGAUCAUAGUAAUCUUGAUCAAAUUACAAAGGGUAAAGUUAUAAUGCACUUCUCGAUGGGUCCCACGCCUCCAAUGACACCGGAUAUUGUUCAGAAAAACGGUGGUAUCGGUCUAAUUGAUGUGACAAGUCCGAGUGAUAGUAGAGUUGAAUGUCCCGCUAACUUUCCAUGUAUCUACUUGGAUUUGGAAGUUGGAUCUGAGCUAUAUACCUACAUCCAAACUACGAGCUCACUAAAAAUUAAGAUAAGCCCAUACAAGACAAUAAUUGGCGAAAGAGUAGCAAGUAAAGUCGCAAAGUCAUCGGCAAGAGGGCCUAGUUCAUUUUCACCUGCCAUUCUUAAGCCGGAUAUAGCAGCUCCGGGUGUGACCUUGCUAACACCUAGAAUACCAACAGACGAAGACACCAGCGAAUUCACUUACUCAGGAACAUCAAUGGCAACUCCGGUAAUUGCAGGAAUAGUAGCACUCCUCAAGAUUUCGCAUCCUAAUUGGUCUCCUGCUGCAAUCAAAUCAGCUCUUGUCACAACAGCCAUGAAAACUGAUCCAUACGGCGAGCGUCUGACUGUAGAUGGAGGUAACUAUAAGGUAGCCGAUGCAUUCGAUUACGGAGGAGGUCUUGUGAAUCUGGAGAAAGCCACAGAUCCUGGUCUUGUAUACGACAUGGACAUCAAUGAUUACAUACAUUACUUAUGUUCACAAGCACUUUACACAGACAAGAAGGUUUCUGCUCUAACCGGAAACAUCACUAGUAAGUGUCCAAGCUCAUGUUCAUCGAUUCUUGACCUCAAUGUACCGUCAAUUACCAUUCCAGACCUCAAGCGAGACGUCACAGUGACCCGAACCGUGACAAACGUAGGACCUGUCAAGUCGGUUUAUAAGCCUGUGAUCGAGACCCCAUUAGGAUUCAAGGUUGUGGUUUCGCCGAAGAAGUUAAAGUUUAACAAAAGAAGAAACAAGGUUGCGUUUAAGGUGAGAGUGUCUACAGGCUCACAUAGAGUGAACACUGCGUUUUACUUUGGGAGUUUGACUUGGAGUGAUGGACUUCACAAUGUCACAAUCCCAAUCUCUCUGAGGACACGUUUUAUCGAUAAUUUGUUCCUGUAAAUUGUUUAAACCCCGAUAAUUGAAAAUGUUGAUGUUUUCAUCGAAUCCAUUUGUUCGAGAGGAAAACUAAAUAA
This is a messenger RNA of Arabidopsis lyrata subsp. lyrata, 3016 nucleotides long. Its product is annotated as subtilisin-like protease SBT3.1. The coding region runs from base 528 to 2942 and encodes 804 amino acids. The transcript has 9 exons. Gene Ontology annotation, molecular function: serine-type endopeptidase activity. Gene Ontology annotation, biological process: proteolysis. The record is from RefSeq and is a predicted model, not a curated record. Lineage: Eukaryota; Viridiplantae; Streptophyta; Magnoliopsida; Brassicales; Brassicaceae.